AUGGUUCCUGGUGCUCCAGGACUUCCACUUCACCCUACGACAUCGGGCGGGGACGGCCAACGCCGAUGGACUCUCCCGCCUGUGGUCAGCUUUCGCAGGUCUGUGAGCACUCAGAAGAGGACAUGCCCUUUGCUCUCUGUUCAGCCCGUUCGAGGACUGGUGGAUGAGAAGUUUCAGAUUGCGGUAACAAAUUUACCACCAAAUCAAAAAGUUACACUACACUCUCUGCAUCAGUCAGAUGACAAGGACUUCUGGGAGGCAUUUGGACACUAUGUCAGUGAUGAACAUGGAUCAGUGACAGGGUUCAAAGAUGAAUGUUUGGGAGGCACUUAUGACGGCACAGAGCCAGUGGGGUUGCUGUGGAGCAUGAGGCCCAUACCAGGAAGUCGACAUGGACUCAGGUUACGUAAGAGGGACAUUUUCAGACCAAUGGAAGUUUGCAUUUCAGUAUACAGUGGGCAUCUAUCUCAAGGCUUCAGCCAGCAAACACCCUUGGCAACCAGUGUCACUGAGCGCUGGUACGUCGCACCAGGUGUGAAGAGGGUGAACAUCAGGGAGGAAGAAAUACGAGGAACAUUAUUCCUGCCUCCAGGCUUUGGGCCAUAUCCAGGAGUGCUGGACCUGUGGGGAACUGGUGGUGGUUUGGUUGAAUACCGUUCUGCCCUGCUUGCAUCUCAUGGCUUUGCAUCCAUGGCACUUGAGUACACUCAAGACACUGAUGCUUCUUACUUUGAGAAAGCAUACCAGAUCCUGAAUAAUCAUCCAAUGGUAAAGAAGGAUCAUUUGGCUGUUCUUGGGCUAAGUGUGGGAAGUGCUAUCACACUCAGUAUGGCGUCCUACUCCAAAGUCAUUAAGCCCCAGUGUUGUGUGUGCAUAAGUGGAAGUCAUCUGAUGCCUGUUGAAAAAUCCCUCUCUGAACUCUUUGAGCUGAUGAAAAGCAAUGAAGAUAAGCUAUGUGUGAAUGAGGACAACCAGGUUAUCUACAGAAAUCUGAUUUUAUCGCUUCCCUGUCAAAGUGCCAAAGUUGAUGUUGGGAGAAUAAAGUGUCCUCUUCUGUUGGUGAAUGGUGAUGAUGAUCAGACUUUUCCUGUAGUGGAAUCAGCUGAAGACAUGGCAAUGAUGAUGGAGAAAGCAGGAAAUCGACACUUGCUGGAAAUCCUGAUGUAUCCUGAUACAGGUCAUCUUAUUGAACCUCCGUACUCACCUCACUUCCGUGCAACUAACUAUAAACUAGAGUGGAAAAAUGAGAGAAUUGUCAUGCUGUGGGGUGGACAAACCAAACCGCACGCGUACGCACAAGAGGACGCAUGGAAGAAGAUAUUAGCAUUUCUGUGGCAGCACCUGUCAGCACCUGUCAGCACCGUGACUUCAUUUUAAGCGUCACCCAUUUAAAUGUAACCAUUUUAAAUCUCUGGUUUAUUUUUAAAUGAUGACAUUAUGAUUCUGGAAGUUCUGUUGACAGCCAUCUUGAGAAGGAGAAAGGUUUAAUUUUAAAAUUUUGUUGUGAGAUACUUUUAAAGAUUUUAUUUCAGAGUUUAAUUUCAGUGUAACUUCUUCCAAGUGAUGAAUGAACAGCAGAAUGUUGAUACAAUCACCCAUUUAUCCAUGUUUAUGCUACUGUGUCCAUAUCACCAAAUAAUAAGUAAUCAUUAAAAAAACAAUAAUGAAACUAAUUGACAAUGAAUUUGAUUAUCUUUAAAUGGACUAUGGAUUAAUUGCAUGGAAAACAUCUGCCAGACACAGCAGUCUUCAGUGCUUCAAAUCUGAAAUGAUGCCAGGAUGUACUGUAAUACGUUUCUGAAGUUUUUAAUCUAUAAAAAGGGUUUAUGCUAUAUGUAAUACUUCUUUUACUUCAGUAAAAAAAAAAAAAAAAAACUGGAGACUUUGGUGACAUCUGGUGGCUAAUGAUGGUAUAAAAAGAUCAAAGUAUCAAAAAAUAUCAAUAGCUAGUUGUUGGCAGUAGUUUUUAAUGGCUUUUUCCUUUGUGGGUGUGCAUGCACGUGUGUGUAUAUGUGUGUGAGAGAGAUAAAGAGUGUUAUUGUUUGACACUGAGAAUGUUGUACAGUCUCACCCCUUCAUUAAUAUGUGUGUUGAUCUGCACUGUGUUGGAUUUAUUGGACAAAUAAUAUAUAUUUUUUAAUUUUAGUAUUUCCCAUUUAUUUCCUAUGGAAGAAACCUAGCAGGCUUUCUUUUCUUUAUUUUUUAAACCACUUAACUGUUGAAUCAAGUCCUCUAUUUUUUUUUGUGUGUGU
This is a messenger RNA of Cyprinus carpio (common carp), 2252 nucleotides long. RefSeq names its product acyl-coenzyme A thioesterase 1-like. NCBI's taxonomy places the organism in Eukaryota, Metazoa, Chordata, Actinopteri, Cypriniformes, Cyprinidae. Gene Ontology annotation, molecular function: fatty acyl-CoA hydrolase activity. The record is from RefSeq and is a predicted model, not a curated record. Gene Ontology annotation, biological process: fatty acid metabolic process; acyl-CoA metabolic process.